UGUACAAAUAUGUCCAACCCCCUCUCCAAUUGUGGUGAUGAUAUGAAAUCAGGAAACAUCAACACACAAGCAAAGAUCAACAAAGAAGACAGACUAAAAGAGGGAGAGAGCGAUGAAGACCAGUUAUUUAACUCUCAUAUUUAUAUGCAUCCCUGCAACCCUGAGUACCAGUGUCCAUCUUCCAAACUGUAAAGAUGCUCUUGAAGAUUGUCUUCACCAGGAAGAGCCAUGGACCAGGUGUUAUGAGGACAGAAUUUCAAGAUGCAUUCAAAGGACCAGAAUACCCAUCCCAAACUUCUACAGAUGGUCUGUCAACUCAUCCAAUAAGGCAGAAGCGGGCAUGGAUUCUGGACACAGAGUGCACAUCCCUGCACAUGCCCUCCAGAGAAGCAAGAGAAACGACUCUCAUACCACUGACUAUGUGCACAUUACUGUGGCUGUACUCAACAGCUCUCUAUUCAAGCUUGGUCCAGUUCGAGGCUAUAGAUCAGGGGAGGUCCUAAGGCAGUCUGUGCUGGCUGUGAGGGUGGGGGACCACGGUGUGAGUGACCUUGACCAGCCUGUCAGAAUCGCCUUCAGAAACACAAAUGUGACUGAGAGAGGGACUUGUGUUUCCUGGGAGGACUCAGAAAUUAAUAAAGGCGAAGGGGACUGGAGCUCAGAGGGUUGUAAUACCACCCUCAUUCGCGGAGAGUUUGUGUGCAGCUGUAACCAUCUCAGCUUCUUUGCUGUGCUUGUGAACUCAAAGUUGUCGGUAGACCCUGUGAAUGCCGCCGUCCUCGGCUACAUCUCCUACAUUGGUUCAUCAUUCUCUGUGGUUUUCACCACAGUAAGCCUUGUCAUGUACACAUGUCUUAGGAAGGGGAGUUCUGAACAGUCAAUAGGUAUUCAUAUGCAUCUGACAGGAGCGCUCCUGUUUCUGCACCUCUCCUACCUCUUGAGCGAGUGGUGGGUGUGGCAUGAGGCCGAUGGGGCUGAGGGACGUGUCUGUCUGGCCUUUGGGUUGAUGCUGCACUGGGCUCUCCUGUCCACCUUCACCUGGUUGGCCAUUGAAGGCUUCAAUCUCUACAUGCUGCUAGUCCGCGUCUUCAACAUCUAUGUCAGGAAAUACCUGCUCAAACUGAGCCUGUUUGGAUGGGGCAUACCCACUGUGACUGUGGUGGCCUGUGGUUUCUCAGGAGUCUACGGAAGACAUAGCUUCUACAUGAAGGGGGCCAAUAAUGGCUCAUCAACAGACAUAUGUUGGAUAAGCAGCGCUCCAGACAGCCAUGGAGUGGUGGUCAGCUACGUCACAGUGAGUGGAUACUUGGGCCUGGUCUUCCUCUUCAACACAGCCAUGCUAGGUGUGGUGGUGGUGAAGCUUUGGGGGCAGAGAGGGAAGGGUAGGAUGUGGAAGGACUGGGCCACGGUCCUGGGGCUCAGCUGUGUGCUAGGAGUACCAUGGGGGCUGGCGUUCUGCACCUACGGCCCCCUUUCUCUCCCUGGACUAUACCUCUUCAGUAUAUUCAACUGCUUCCAAGGUGUCUUCUUGUUCCUGUGGUUUCUUGCCUUUUUACAUAAUGGCCGCCCAGAGCGCCCCUCUGUGAAAGACUCUUCCAGUCAAAAGAUGAUGGAGACAAACCUCAACUGAUACUGUGGGACGUGCAACACAUUCCAGCAUACCUUUAGUAGUGUUUGCAGACCACGUCCCAUUCUACACAUGCAUACACUGAGUUUAAACCAGAGGUGAAAGUCUAAUUAAUUUCUUCCCGGUACAGACCUCUUAUACCGAGAAAUAAAAUGUAUGGGCCGAUUCAUAGAAUGACAUAUAUAAUCCCUUCAAUAGCAUCUCUCUGGGCCUAGUCGUAAAGAUUUGACAUGUAACUUUUAAAAUGUAUGACCUUUUAUUAUGGCAUAACACAACCAGUCAUUAUGUUUCCAUCUGAUUGUCAAACAAGGGCUCCUUUACUAGGCUACCCAUGCACGUUCACCCACUCGCAAUAUAUUUCCAGCCUCCAAACAGUGUUGAAUGGAAAGAGACAGCUGUUACACAAAACACCAAAAAGUGUAAUGACAUGGCGUUUGUAAUUAGGCCAGAAUGUAUGCGUCCACUGCUGUCUGCGUGCAUCUCGGUGUCGGCCACUCAUCUCUGCCUUGGCAUAAUUUCAGUGUUUCUUUUCGUCGAACCACAUUACAUUUUGGAGCAUAUGCCUACUGUCACGGGCUGGCUCAAAAAAAGCAGGAGAGGUAGAGUCAGGCGCAGGAGACAGAGAGUUCUUGACCACACUUCUUUAUUCAAGAAAAUGGAUGUGGUCGCCAAAAAUAUAGGGACGUAGCCCUUAAAUACUUCUGCGGUGGUGAACACAACGAAACCAACCACAGGCAGAGGAAAACCAGCACACGUUCCUCAAGCACAUAAACCGGACAAGAAACACAAUCACGCACAAACACAGACAUCCUACGCUAAACUAAAUAACCCCCCCCUACUAAUGACUAACCCAAAACAGGUGCGUGCCUACCUAGACCUAACCAACAGAAAGUGAAACAAAAAAGGAUCGAUGGCAGCUAGUAGGCCGGCAACGACGACCGCCGAGCUCCGCCCGGCCGAGGAGGGGCGCCACCAUCAGUCGGUGUCGUGACACCUACCACCUGUUUUCAUUUCCAUUCGCAACAUGUUCCUGCCUCUGACAUGCGGUAAUAAUAAAACAUAGUAUUGUAGGCUCCAGUUUUUUUUUAACAUUUUGAUUUCAAUUAUUGUGAUAGGCUCAUAUUUUACCGGUACAGCGUAACCCCACCGUUUAUUUUGUGGACGCCAGACCGUACCGCUUUACUUUCACCCCUGGUGUAAACAUGACAUUUAUGAUAUGACACAUAAAGUGUGACACAUGGAGCAAAUAGCCAUUAGCACACAGCCUAUCUACUGGAUAAAAUGGUGUUGUGGUGUUAAUCAGAUAAUUGAACAAUUGAAUGUUUUCUUAUUGUUUCAUUAAAAUAAUUUACCAAUGCUAUCUAA
This is a messenger RNA of Salmo salar (Atlantic salmon), 2992 nucleotides long. Its product is annotated as adhesion G-protein coupled receptor G1. The record is from RefSeq and is a predicted model, not a curated record. Gene Ontology annotation, cellular component: plasma membrane. Gene Ontology annotation, molecular function: G protein-coupled receptor activity. Gene Ontology annotation, biological process: cell surface receptor signaling pathway; adenylate cyclase-activating G protein-coupled receptor signaling pathway. NCBI's taxonomy places the organism in Eukaryota, Metazoa, Chordata, Actinopteri, Salmoniformes, Salmonidae.